This is a messenger RNA of Parnassius apollo (apollo), 8934 nucleotides long. The record is from the annotation of a GenBank genome assembly. Lineage: Eukaryota; Metazoa; Arthropoda; Insecta; Lepidoptera; Papilionidae.
AUGGAGUAUAGAGAAACGAUAUUUCUUUAUUUUGAUACAAUGGGAAUUAUGUAUGAAAAACGGCCAUUAAAAAGGCCUCGCUUGGGGCCUCCUGAUGUAUACCCACAAGAACCCAGGCAAAAAGAGGAUGAACUUACAUCAACUAACGUCAAACACGGUUUUUCCACUACACCACAAUCUAGUGAUGAGUUUGGAACAGCCAGAAACUUCAACUAUUCAGCUUCAAAGAUAGGACAGUUUUUCUCUAGUAUACUUUCAAAAAAAGAAGAACUAAACACUCUGCCGGACUGUGGACGAAAGAGACAGCAAGUAAAUCCUAAAGAUAAUUUUUGGCCAGCUACCGCUCGCACUAAGCCACAAAUUGAAGCAUGGUUCAAGGAUUUAGCAGGUAGCAAGCCUCUAGCACAGCUGGCCAAAAAGGCACCAAACUUUAACAAGAAGGAGGAAAUAUUUAUAACUCUCACAGAGUAUCAAGUGGCAAUGCCAAGAGCUGCUUGGUUUAUAAAACUAAGCUCGGCAUAUACAGUUGCGGUUUCGGAGGCAAAGAUUAAAAAAAGACAGUUACCUGAUCCUACUACAGAAUGGACAACUACACUGAUAAAAUUUUUAAAAGACCAAAUACCUAAAUUAGCAGAACAUUACCAAAGUGCCGUACCUAGCAAUCCAUCUGAAAAAACUCCACCUUCACAAUCAGGUCAGGGAACUCCUAGUCAUAAUUCAUCAAGUAAUCCACCCGGUGGUUCUACUCCUAACAGCUCAACUGUGCCUAAUUCAAUGCACUCACCAGGAAAUUCUUCAACUUUAGGUUCAGGAGAAAGUACAGAUUGGCGGCAGGCUCUAAAGUUGUGGAAUUAUUGCUGUCGUCUUGCCAGAUACAUGCUGGAUGAAGGACUAUUAGAUCGACAUGACUUUCUUACCUGGAUUAUAGAGCUGCUUGAUAAAAGGACACCCGAAGAUGGCCUUCUGAGGCUUUUUCUACCACUAGCCUUACAACACAUGAGUGAAUUUGUGUGCUGUGAAGGUCUUUCACGCCGCCUAGCGACCACAUGCGCCAAAAAAGCAGCGGCCAUCUGCUCUGUACUAUCUGAUACUACUCUUCGUACACUGAACCAGCCAGUGGUGUUUUCUAAGGAUACUGACAGAAAUGAAGUAAACGGUGCACCUAUGUCGCCAGCAACGGAAAACGCCAACGGCGAUGUAAAACCAAAUGUUUCCCAAAUAAAACGCUCAGCAACCCCUGCUGAUCAGAGUCAAGGCACACCUAACCCAAAUCACUCUAUUGGGACUCCGAAUCCAAAUCAUUCCAUAGGCACGCCAAUCCCAAUGGGCACCCCUAAUCCUUCACAACCCAUGGAUGUGCAAGUGAAAGAAGAGAGUGGAUCACCACCUAGAGACACAAAGGCAGCAAUAAACAAUGUGAUUACAGCAGCCCUGAAUCCUGUCCAAGUAGGAUUCGGCGAAAUAUUGAACUGUGCCUAUCAUAGAGAUACUAUAAUACAACUAGCUACAAUAUUGCAGAUAAUAUGCAUCGAGUGUCCAACUGCAAUGGUCUGGUCCGGUUGUGGAUCUUCUAUGCAAAGUUCUCCUCUAGAUUUGCUACCAAUACCCCCAUCAGCUUUGCCUAUGCCGCACAUGGACUCCGAAAUUACAGAACAUCAUAGAAAAUUGGUUUAUGAAGCCGAACAAGAAAUCGCGGCGAGAAGUAAAAAAGCUGAAAGCAAAUGGUGUACUGACAAAUGGCAAACAAGUUCGCAAGCUCGUGUGUUAGCUGUCUUGGAAGCGUUGGACCGCCAUUGUUUUGAUCGCGUAGAUCCAAACAAUAAUCUCGAUACUCUAUACAAAGAAGUUUUUGCUAAUUGCACGCCUCCGUCGAAAGAUUCGCCUACUGAUGCAAAAGAUCCGGAGUGGGCGGGCUCGUACGCGGUGGUGCGCGUGCUGUGCGAGUGGGCGGUGUGCGGCGCGCGCUGGGGCGAGCACCGCGCCAUGGCGGCCGCCGCGCUGCUCGACCGCCGCCAACAGCUGCUGCACCUGCAACACGACCACCACGCCUCCGGUUCAGAUGAUAAAGAAUCUAUUAGUUCGGGCACGGGUCUCUACAACGGGCCGCCAAUCUUCCAAAAUUUGCUCCUACGGUUUUUAGACAACGACGCACCAGUACUAGAUGAGAGCCCAAACGCGUCACCAGGAAACAGACAGCAGUUCGCGAACUUGGUGCACCUCUUUGGCGAACUCAUUCGUAGAGAUGUGUUUUCACACGACGCUUAUAUGUGCACGCUGAUUUCAAGAGGUGACCUCAUCUCGCCUACGGAACCCACGUCGACGGGUAGUAGCGGAAGCCAUACGGUGGCGCAACCAGCAAACAGUACCGGCACCAAUCAUAACAUGGACGAUGACAUAUUUGCGGGCAUUGAUCUUAAACCAAAAAUGGAGGAAAACGUAAGAAUGGACUUGGAUGAUUCUAAAAUCGAUGAUGACCUCGACAAACUUCUACAACACAUAAAAGAGGACCAACAGAACUCUAUGGACGCUCCCGACAGCCCUAAGGAUCCUGGUGAACCCUCACACGGUGUAAAUUCGCCAAUGAUGGGACCAAGUGGGAUGAGUAUUACCAGCAUGCAGAGUAUAGGAAUGGGACCAAUGUCUGUACCAGGUAUCCGCAGCAGCAGCGCGUGCGGCGGGGGCGUCGCGGGGGUCGGUAUGGGCGGCGGGUUGGGGGGCGCGCCGCCCUCGCGCCACUACCACUACACCAUGCACUUCCCGCUGCCGCCCGCCGAGCCCGACCACACGCCGCACGACGCCAACCAGCGGCACAUCCUGCUCUACGGCGUCGGCCGCCAGCGGGACGAUGCCAAACACGCCGUUAAGAAGAUGACCAAAGAAAUCUGCAAGUUGUUCUCCAAGAAAUUCUCAAUUGAUGUAGCGGAAGGGGGGAAGAUUAAGAAGCACUCACGAAGUGAAUUUAAUUUUGAAUCUGUAACACAAAAAUUUCAAGCGAUGUCGAUGUAUGAGCAGGGCGCGGUGUCGUGGGCGGUGGGAGGCGCGGUGUGCGAGGCGCUGGCGGCGUACGCGGCCGGCGCCACCACCUACCUGCCGCAGCCCGAGCACGUUGCCUUCGCGCUCGACCUCAUGGAGAUCGCGCUCAACGUGCACGGCCUCAUCGAAACUUGCAUACAGAUACUCAAAGAAUUAUCAGAGGUGGAAGGUGCUCUCAUAACGCGUGGUGCACCGAGCAGUGGCUUAGCGGCACCCAGAGCAUACACAUCUGCUCUAGCUCUAUACACUGUUGGAGCUUUACGACGCUACCACUCUUGCUUAUUGCUGUGUGUGGAGCAGACAUCGGCGGUGUUCGAGCAACUGUGCCGGCUGGUGAAGUGCGUGGUGAACCCGGGCGACUGCGGGUCGGCGGAGCGCUGCGUGCUGGCGCAGCUGCACGACCUGUACAAGGCGGCCGCGCACCUCUGCCACGCGCCGCACGCCGACACCUUCGCCAACGCCUACCCUAAGAUCAAGCAAGCGCUAUAUUCACAGUUACAGCCGACGCCAUCCAAUUAUGUAUACAACCCGCAAUUUUUAAGCGAGUUCUUUACGAAUCCUCGUAAAGGUAAAAUAGAAAUUGCAUGGGCCCGUCAAGUCGCCGAAUCGCCGGCUAACAGAUACAGCUUUGUUUGUUCAGCAAUGUUGGCUGUAUGUCGUGAAGUAGAUAAUGAUCGGGUGAACGAGCUGGGCGUGUUGUGCGCGGAGAUGACGGCGUGGUGCAGCGGGCUGGCGGCGGAGUGGCUGGGCGCGCUGGUGGCGCUGUGCGGCGCGCAGCACUACCCCGCCGCACCGCACGCCGCGCCGCCACCGCUCUACCCCGACCUGCUGCACCACCGCGACCUGCACGACGCGGCCGCGCACGACGCGCUCGCCGUCUUCACCUGCAUCCUAGUCGGUACGUACAGCGUGCGCCGCCGCCGCUCUACCCCGACCUGCUGCACUACCGCGACCUGCACGACGCGGCCGCGCACGACGCGCUUGCCGUCUUCACCUGCAUCCUGGUCGGUACGUAAUGCGUGCGCCGCCGCCGCUCUACCCCGAACUGCUGCAUCACCGCGACCUGCACGACGCGCUGGCCGUCUUCACCUGCAUCCUGGUCGGUACGUACAGCGUGCGCCCCACCCGCUCUACCCCGACCUGCUGCACCACCGCGACAUGCACGACGCGGCCGCGCACGAUGCGCUGGUCGUCUUCACCUGCAUUCUGGUCGGUACAUACGGCGUGCGCCGCACCCGCUCUACCCCGACCUGCUGCACCACCGUGACCUGCACGAUGAGGCCGCGCACGGCGCGCUCGCUGUCUUCACCUGCAUCCUGGUCGGUACAUACAGCGUGCGCUUCACCCGCUCUACCCCGACCUGCUGCACCACCGCGACCUGCACGACGAGGCCGCGCACGGCGCGCUCGCCGUCUUCACCUGCAUCCUGGUCGGUACAUACAGCGUGCGCCGCACCCGCUCUACCCCGACCUGCUGCACCACCGUGACCUGCACGACGAGGCCGCGCACGGCGCGCUCGCCGUCUUCACCUGCAUCCUGGUCGGUACAUACAGCGUGCGCUGCACCCGCUCUACCCGACCUGCUGCACCACCGCGACUUGCACGACGAGGCCGCGCACGGCGCGCUCGCCGUCUUCACCUGCAUCCUGGUCGGUACAUACAGCGUGCGCUGCACCCGCUCUACACCCGACCUGCUGCACCACCGCGACCUGCACGACGAGGCCGCGCACGGCGCGCUCGCCGUCUUCACCUGCAUCCUGGUCGGUACAUACAGCGUGCGCUGCACCCGCUCUACCCCGAUCUGCUGCACCACCGCGACCUGCACGACGAGGCCGCGCACGGCGCGCUCGCCGUCUUCACCUGCAUCCUGGUCGGUACGUACAGCGUGCGCCGCACCCGCUCUACCCCGACCUGCUGCACCACCGUGACCUGCACGACGCGGCCGCGCACGGCGCGCUCGCCGUCUUCACCUGCAUCCUGGUCGGUACAUACAGCGUGCGCCGCACCCGCUCUACCCCGACCUGCUGCACCACCGCGACCUGCACGACGAGGCCGCGCACGGCGCGCUCGCCGUCUUCACCUGCAUCCUGGUCGGUACAUACAGCGUGCGCCGCACCCGCUCUACCCCGACCUGCUGCACCACCGCGACCUGCACGACGAGGCCGCGCACGGCGCGCUCGCCGUCUUCACCUGCAUCCUGGUCGGUACACACAGCGUGCGCCGCACCCGCUCUACCCCGACCUGCUGCACCACCGCGACCUGCACGACGAGGCCGCGCACGGCGCGCUCGCCGUCUUCACCUGCAUCCUGGUCGGUACAUACAGCGUGCGCCGCACCCGCUCUACCCCGACCUGCUGCACCACCGCGACCUGCACGACGAGGCCGCGCACGGCGCGCUCGUCGUCUUCACCUGCAUCCUUUUCGGUACAUACAACGUGCGCCGCACCCGCUCUACCCCGACCUGCUGCACCACCGCGACCUGCACGGCGCGGCCGCGCACGACGCGCUGGCCGUCUUCACCUGCAUCCUGGUCGCUCGUCACUGCUUCUCACUAGAAGACUUCGUGCGUCACGCGGCAUUGCCGUCGCUUGUGAAGGCGUGCGGAGGUGGGGGCGUAUCGAACAACCCCGCCAAUGCACCCUCGCCUGAUACAGGCGCCAGGCUUACCUGUCACUUGCUGCUUCGGCUGUUUAAAACUGUCGAUACACCGCAACCCGGGCUGUACAGCGUGUCGACGUCACCGGGGCCGGGCGGCGGCGCGGCGAGCGUGCGGCUGUCGUGCGACCGCCACCUGCUGGCCGCCGCGCACAAGAACAUCGGCGUCGGACCCGUGCUCGCCACGCUCAAGGCCAUCCUCAUGGUUGGUGACUCGACUGCUCGAGACGGUGGAAAGCCAAGUGGCAAAAAAUCCAGUGAGCUGUCACACAUAUUAGGCACCAGCGAUACCGUCCCCACCGAUGCACAGCUGGACCUCAUGUCGAUGGUAGAUUCAGAGAUGAGUGGGGGCCAUAGAACUCCUAGAGGGAGCGGUGGCGUUGGCUCUACAUUACUGGACUCGUCCCAGUCACUUUCUUCUCUGGCGAGAAGGGUCCUUGCGGAAAUCUGUUCUGAGGAGUGGGUGCUGCAGAAGUGCUUACAGAACCCAGAUGAGCUCUAUCAACCUGAUAUGCUGCUCGAUUCUAUGCUUACUCCACGACAGGCUCAAAGGUUAUUGCAUAUGAUAUGUUAUCCUGAUUCAGCCAGUCACACUCAUCCUGAUCUUGACCAGAAAACUAUGAUAACGCGGCUGUUAGAGAACCUGGAGCAGUGGUCGCUGCGCAUGUCGUGGCUGGACCUGCAGCUGAUGUUCAAGCAGUUCCAGAGCGGCUCGUCCGAGCUGAGCGCGUGGCUCGACACCGUGGCCCGCGCCGUCAUCAACGUCUUCCAACAGCCGGCGCCUCCCCCGCCAGAUAAAGACAGGACGGGCACGGAUCGCGGCGUGGUGAGCACUAGCAAGUGGUCGGAGUCCGUGUGGCUGGUGGCGCCGCUUGUCGCCAAGCUGCCCGCCGCCGUGCAGGGACGAGUACUCAAACAGGCUGGACAGAUUCUAGAAAGCGGUUGGGGUUCCGGUUGCAGCGGAAACUGUUCUGGCAGCGGUGGCGGCGGUGGAGGGUCACAUCGAGAUUGCAAGAGUCAUCAGAGUCCUAGCUACAAAGGGUCGGCGGGCGGUGGCGGCGGCGGCAAGCGCGGCGUGGGCGGCGCGUGCGCGUGUGGCGGCGCGGCCGGCGUGCGCCUCGCCAACGAGCCGCUGCUCUCCCUCGUGCUCACCUGCCUGCGCCACCAGGACGACCAGAAGGAGAGCCUGCUGAGCUCGAUCCACGCGCAGCUGCAGCACUACCUGACGCACGCGCGCGAGCACGAGCGCGCCGCGUGCAGCGACACGUGGCAGGACGAGGUGGCGCCCGAGGCGCUGCAGCUGCGUUUCUCGCUGGCCGGCGGCAUGUUCGACGCGAUCCGCCGCUCCUACCAGCUCACCUCAGACUGGGCGCUGCUGCUCACGCAGCUGCUCGCGCACCAGCUCGUCGACGCCUACAGCAACAGUCUGUGUCGCAGCAACCUGUUCACAACCUUGAUCGACAUGCUUGCCACUCUCAUACAUUCCACCCUCGCCGACGGAGGCGACGACAACAACAGGAAGCACUACCAGAACCUCAUGAAGAAACUCAAGAAGGAGAUCGGCGACCGACACGGGCCUUCAGUGCAGAGUGUUCGACAGCUGCUUCCUUUGUCCAAGAACACUAUUAUCGAGGUGAUAGCUUGCGAGCCUCUGGGUUGCUUGGUGGAUCAAAAGGGCAACAAAAUCUCCGGAUUUGACAGCGACAAGAAACAGGGUCUUAGACUAACGGAUAAACAACGUGUGUCGAGUUGGGAGCUGGUGGAAGGCGGACGGAACCCUGCGCCGCUCUCCUGGGCCUGGUUUGCUGCUACGAAAAUCGAACGAAAACCCCUAACAUAUGAAAAUGCUCACAGGUUAUUGAAGUAUCACACACACAGCCUGGUCAAACCGUUGAGUUACUACUUGGAGUCACUCCCAUUGCCACCUGAAGAUUUGGAGACUAACGAAGGCAAACAGGAUAAUGGGAGUUUGGAAUCCAGUCCAACAGGAGCUGGAAAAGGACGUAAGAUGCCUUGUAAAAAUAAUAAGGCCAAGAAACCAAAAGUUACAACUCCACGCUUUUUUCUGCCAGACGCACCCAUUAGGUCUCAUUGUAUCCGUUGUGUCAGACGGGCGGAGGGGGGGCCGGUGGGCGCGGUGGGCGCGGCGGGCGCGGGCGGCGCGGCGGGCGGGCUGGCCGCGGCGCCGCAGCAGCAGCCGCAGUUCAUGCAGUCGCAGCAGCAGUGGUUCCCGCCACCGGGGCCCACUUACUACAAUCCACCAGCGGCAGGCGUGAGCCCACGUGGAGUCUCGCAACCAGCCAACACUCAGUCCAAACAGGCUCUCAGCAAUAUGCUACGACAACGCGUGCCCUUCAACCAAAUGACUCAAAUGCAGAGCGCUGGAUAUCCGGGUGCGCCACACGCAAGAGGGCCCUUCCCACGGCAAGGCAUGAGGCAGAUGCAACCAAAUCAAAUGAGUCAAAUGCAACCAAAUCAAAUGAAUCCAAUGAGUGCUAUGGGCAACAUGGGUCCAAUGGGUCAAAUAGGUGGCGUCCAAAUGGGUCCCGGACAAAUGGGCGCAGGUCAGAUGGGAAGCGGUCAAAUGGGUCAGGGACAGAUGGGCGGCGGUCAGAUGGGAACCGGACAGAUGCCUGGGAUGGGGGGACAAAUGUUUGGCGGACAAUACGGCGGUAUGCAGCAAGGAUAUGGUGGCUAUGGACAGCAGAUGAUGCAAGGUGGACAACAACAGAUGAUAAACCAGGGCAUGGGACAGAGUGUAAAUCAAAUGGGUCAACAGGGGGGACAGAUGGCACAAGGCAUGGGACAGAUGGGUCAAAGCAUGGGUCAAAUGGGACAGGCAAUUGGUCAGAUGGGACAAAUGGGACAAGGAGGAGGUAUGGGAACAAUGAAUAGUCAAGCGACAUCGAUGGGACCACAAGGAGGCAACGCCAUGGGAGGAUUCCCUGGGCAACAAUCAUUCCAACAGAACAUGAUGAGUGGUAGAGCAAGUCAAGAAGCAUUCUUAGCACAACAAAGACAGAACGCUCGACCUCAGUAUAUGCAGGCGCCGAACGUGACGAUGGGCGGUAUGGGCGGGCCGGCGCCGCCGUACCCGCGCGGCAUGCAGCCGGCGCAGGGCGCGCAGUACCAGCAGCAGCUGACGCCGCAGCUGCGCAUGCGCCAGCAGAUGCUCGCCAUGCAGCAGCAGCAGCAAGGCCCGCUCGUGCAGCACCUGCAGCGCCAGCAAUACCAGCCGCCCUACUAG